This is a messenger RNA of Amblyraja radiata (thorny skate), 2406 nucleotides long. Its product is annotated as fragile X mental retardation syndrome-related protein 1-like. Gene Ontology annotation, cellular component: cytoplasmic stress granule; neuron projection; nucleus. Lineage: Eukaryota; Metazoa; Chordata; Chondrichthyes; Rajiformes; Rajidae. The transcript is spliced from 17 exons. Gene Ontology annotation, molecular function: translation regulator activity; mRNA 3'-UTR binding. Gene Ontology annotation, biological process: positive regulation of translation; regulation of mRNA stability; mRNA transport. Bases 107 to 2119 code for a protein of 670 amino acids. The record is from RefSeq and is a predicted model, not a curated record.
GCCGGGGCGGAGACGGCGACCGGGCUCUUCGCUCGGCGGCGGCAGCUCCGGGACGCUGCGGUGGCUCCAACACCACUGGCAACAGCAACAGUAGCUCCGAGCGGCCAUGGACGGGCUGGCGGUGGAGGUGCGCGGCACCAACGGCGCCUUCUACAAGGGGUUUGUGAAAGACGUGAACGAAGAUUCCAUCUCCAUCACAUUUGAAAACAACUGGCAGCCCGAGCGACAGCUCCCCUUCGACGAUGUUCGCCUGCCGCCACCCGCCGACUUCAACAAGGAGAUCACUGAGGGAGACGAGGUGGAGGUGUAUUCGAGAGCUAAUGAACAUGAGCCCUGUGGAUGGUGGAUGGCGAAAGUGCGGAUGAUGAAGGGAGAUUUUUACGUCAUAGAAUAUGCUGCCUGCGAUGCCACGUACAAUGAGAUAGUCACCAUGGAGAGGCUUCGUCCUGUCAACCCUAACAAGACUGCCACUAAGAGCCUAUUCCAGAAACACACCAUCCCUGUGCCGGAAGACCUUAAAGAAGCCUGCGCAAAUGAGAAUGCCCACAAAGACUUCAAGAAAGCGGUUGGCGCGCACUCCAUUACGUUCAACGCCACCAGCAACGAGCUGGUCCUGCUGUCCAUAAAUGAGUCGACGGUAAAGCGUGCGGGCUUGCUGAGUGAGAUGCACUUCCGUAGCAUCCGGACCAAGCUGAUGCUCAUGUCCCGGAAUGAGGAGGCAACGAAACACCUCGAGACCACGAAGCAGCUGGCAGCCGCCUUCCAAGAGGAGUUCAGCGUGCGCGAGGACUUGAUGGGUCUCGCUAUCGGGACGCACGGCGUCAACAUACAGCAGGCCAGGAAAGUCCCCGGGGUGACGGCCAUCGAACUCGACGAAGACACUUGCACCUUCCGGAUCUACGGAGAGACACCAGCAGCUGUGAAACAGGCCAGAGGCUACCUAGAAUUCUCCGAAAACUCUGUCCAGGUUCCACGCAGCCUGGUGGGCAAAGUCAUUGGCAAGAACGGCAAAGUGAUUCAGGAGAUCGUGGACAAGUCCGGUGUGGUGAGGGUUCGAAUUGAAGGCGACAACGAUAAGAAGCUCCCCAGGGAGGAGGGAAUGGUUCCGUUUACUUUCGUUGGCACCAAGGAGAAUCUGGUCAAUGCCCAAGUGCUGCUGGAAUAUCACCUCUCCUACCUAACGGAGGUGGAGCAGCUGCGUCUGGAGCGGCUGCAGAUCGACGAGCAGCUGCGGCAGAUCGGCGUGGGUUACCGCCCGUUGUCGGGCCGCGGGGACAAGGAGCGCGGCUACACCACGGACGACAGCACGGCCUCCUCCAUGCACAGCGCCCGCUCCUACAGCGGCCGGGGGCGUGGCCGGCGAGCCGACAACAACUCUGACUUCUCCAACGCGUCCGAGACGGAGUCUGAGCGCAGGGACGAGCCGAGCGACUGGUCGCUGAACCAGGGGGAGGAGGAGAGGGAUCGCCGGCAGAUGCCCGACACCAACCGCAGGCGACCGACCGGUGGCCGCGGGCGAGGUGCCCCCAGCACACGGGGACGAGGCGGGGGCCGAGGGGGCACCUCCUCCAUCAGCGCAGUGCUGAAAGACCCCGACAGCAACCCCUACAGCCUGCUGGAGACGGACGAGACUGACCAGACGGGAGACACAGACGCUAGCGAGUCGCACACCAACACCAGCCGGCGGCGGCGCUCCCGCAGACGGCGCACCGACGAGGACGCCACCAUGAUGGACGGCGUGGUGGAGUCGGACAGUGCCUCCAUCAACGAGAACGGUGUGGACGAGGCCGAGGGGAGACCCCCCCGUCGCAACAGGAGCCGCAGGCGUCGAAAUCGUGGCAGCAGACUGGAUAGUUCACUGAGCAGAGACAGGCAACCAGUUACAGUGGCCGACUUCAUUUCCCGCGCCGAAUCGCAAAGCCGACAGCGCGUCACGCAGACAGAGCAACCGGAAGACGCCCCCAAACCAGAGCCUUCUCCCGAGAAGAAGCGGCAGGAGCAAGCGGAGCCUGUCCAGGAGGCCGACGAGACAUUAGCCAAUGGCCCUGCCGCCCCCCGGGAAGACGAGCAGGAGGCCAGCACUACCGCCAAGCAAGCUGUGGUCAACGGCGUUUCCUAAAACGCCCCUGUCGCCCUACCCGCGAACCUCAGCCCUGCUUGCAUCAUGUUUAUUCGAUAGUGCUUGUCAAAGCUUGCCAAAGAUAGAGAUUGAAUACUACUCAACUACCCGACUCGACACAGCACUCGCCCUUCCCCUCCCCCCCCCCCCCUCCACACCGGGUGGAGUCUCAAGGGGGGGUGGGGGGGGCGUUCUGACGUAUAUGUGUAUCUGUUUUUUUUUUUUGAGAUUUAAUUAAAAAGUUCGAGGAAAUGUAAAAAAAUUUAACAAAAAAAAAAAACACACGC